AUGAUUGCCUCCAGGUAUGGCUCUCGGAGCAGCAGGAGUAGCAACAGCAGUGGAGUGAUCAGCAGCAACAGAAGCAACUCUUGUUCCCGCAGCAACAGCAGCCACAGCAGCUGCAACAAUGACACCAUGACAGACCUGAAUCAUUGUGUUGCAAGACCUCUAGGCUAUGGUGACUCUGGAUUUUUGUAUGACAGUGACUGCGCUAAGCCAUCAUUAGUGAAGAAUAACUCGUGUGACAGUGCCUGCACCGCUGGAUCAACUGGGGAUGUAUUGAUUAAACGCAGCGAAUGCCCUGUUGGAUCCUUCGGAGAUGUGUUGAGCAAGGGCAGCGGCUGUAACGAUGAGUCCAUAGGGGAUUUGUCAAGGAAAAGCAGCGGCUGUAACAGCAUGAGCAACAGCAGGAAGAGCAGUGAAGGGGAUGAUGCUGCUGAGCAUGCAGUGCCUGAAGUCUUUUCACAUGGCCAGACUACACUUUCCAAGUGGUCUGCUGCAGAAGAAGAGGGUAAAUUGCAUCUGCCAGAGCUGCUGCGUCAGCGAGAACACAGCGGCAGCUCUCGAGACUCGGGAUAUUCGUCUUACUUCGGCACUGCAAAGUUCCACAGUUCUGAAAAUGACCAAGUUCUAAACCGCGUUGUUGACACUCCCAGCGUCUCUUUCCCACCCAUGAGCGCCUCGUUAGAUGUCGUCGAAACUGCAGAAGAUGUCAACUUAUUUGGAAAUAAAAACAACGUUGCAGCUCCACUAGACUUGUUGAAUUCAAGCUUUUUACCUUUUUCUAGCAGCAAUGAACUACGGGCGACUGCGAAACCCUUUGUUCUCAGUUCAACCAACACUGGUUUUGCCGUCACAUCCAAGAGUGAGAAAAGUCCUUCGGAUAUAUAUUUUGGGCAAAACGAGCCUACUUUAAUGAACAAAGAAAUUAAUAAAAACGUCUUCAGCUUCCCUACUGCACCUUGGUCCUCUGCAGAUGCCUCUAACAAUGCCACUAACUUCAGUGGGAUGACAGAGUCUUCCCUUAGAACCUCUUUUCCUUCAUACUCUUUUAAACAACCGACUGAUGGACGUCAAUCUGCCCUGUCUAUGUCCGGAAAUGUUUUUGAAUCUCCCCAACCGAUUUCUGUGAACGAGGUUUCCUCAUUAAGUAACAGCCUCAUUAAUGAUCCAUUAAUAGGGGAUGACAAACUCUGCCAGUUAUUGCCCUCUGAUCCAAUGGCCCAAAAGAAUUUCAUUGAUAAUAUCACUUUACUCAACCAAAUCUCUGCCAUUGCACCUAUCGAUGACAUCGACUUGCCAGUUUUCAACCCGAAUCAUCACAACUUGAAGCCAGGACCAACGGAGGAUCAAUGGAAGUCAAGGACCUCAGGAAACUUUCCCCAUAGUUGGGGUGGAAGUGAAGCCUUCAGAAAUUGCCUUGAACCGAGCGCAGCUAACCGUGCAGGAUUCAAUCCUUCAAAUGCUCACCCUCCACCUUCCUCCUCAGAUGACUUCUUCCUGACCCUGGCGAAGGAGCGCAUGGCGAGGUCAAACUCCAGUGGCAGUUCUGAGGAGAAGAGCGAUGCGGCGCUGCAAGAACUUGCUUCAGUAUUGCUGAAUCAUUGCAAAAUUAGCAACAUUGAUAUCUCGUUGUCUGAAAUAUUACUAAUGCUGCGCAGAGCUUCCUUCCAAGACCCUUAUGCCAAGCACUGGCUCUCUAGGAACUUCAGCUUCCAGCAACCCAGGCUUGAAGAAAAUGACUCAUUUCCUGGAAAAGAUUUUGAUUUAUACUCAAGUUCUAAGUACUUUAACGAAGCUGCUAGAGGUGAGAUCAAUUAUUCCAAUGCUUCUUUUGUGCCUCCUAAACUCGGACCUCAACAACCUAACUGGUCAAAUAACAUGGGUGGACAAAGAGGCCAAACUCCUUUCAGUGGUCAAGAUGCCAACAGCCGAGGUGUUAUGACCACCAACCACCAGCGUCACCAACCGCAUCUCAACCACAACAUGGAUAACUACAAGAUAACGAGCUUUGGUAACGGCAGCUACAUGACCAGCAAAAAUUGCGCCAACUUCGAGAAGCUAACUAUGCAUUCAUCUCCUAAGGAUUUCCCAAACCAUUAUUUUGGACCACAUUUCUCGCAGGCUCCGUCAAAAAACUCUGUUCUGCUGCCUCCUAAUCCCCAUAAACCCCUGGGAUAUCUCGAUCCCGAAACUUGGGCUCAACUCACGAACGACUCUGAAUUUUGGGGCGGCCGGAGGGAUGAUGUUACUCUUAACCUGCUCAGCUCUCUGAGUAAAUUUAAUGUUAAUUCUCUGACAAACCAUCAUGAUGGAGUUGAUUUAAACGCAAGCAAAAUUUUACCUGAACUAACUCGCCCAACGGAGACAUCUCUGCAGAACAGCCCGCAGCACCUGGAGCUUCUACGGCACCUGGCACCUGAACUCAGCCUGGCUGCGUACAGGCAAAUAAGCUGGCUACUACCACUCGUGCACCAGCUGCUACGCCAUAUCGAGGCUUGCUACGACCAGUUCCGGCAAGUUGAGCGCCAGCGCAAGAAAACAGAAGCGGAACUCGCGCGUCGCUUCCCAGGGCGCCGCGUGACGAGCACCAACGGCGUCACGCUGCCCCGCCUCCCUCACGCGCCUACACGCCUCGACAGACUUGUGCUCGACCAUCUCAGGGAGCAUGCUAGGGUGAUCACGCUUGUGGCUAAAAUGGAACGCCUUCGCAACGCGGCACUUCAGCGUGGCAUUCAUCAUGCCAUGGCGCUGUGGCACUCCACACUCACCACUCUCACCACCCUGCGGCAUGCUGACAUCACCCACAUCAUACUUCCUCCACCACACUUCCACCAGCGACGACAUCUCCCUCCACCUGAGAUGCACUUCCCAAACGUGGAGAAAGUGUACGGAAAUCCCCUGGCUUCUUUGGGUCAAAAUUUAGAAAAAAGUGAAUUUCAGAAAGUUUUCGAGGAACCAAAUUUGCCGUUUGAAAAAACAUUGAUGCCGCAGUUGCUGAAAAAGCAAACUUGGACUCAAGAUUCAGAAGUUAUUUACAGCAAUCCUUCAGAAGUCUUGCCAAAUUCUGAGGAGUGUGCGAAGUCUCCUGUGGAAGAAGGCCCUCCCGAGGUGCUGGCGCUGUCGGAGUGUCUGUGUGACGUGGUGCGCGCCACGAGGGGCGCCCGUACUGCCCUCUACUGCGCCCUUACCCUCACUACACUCCAGCCCCUCCAACCUUCGGCUGCUGACGACACAACCCCUCGGCAGGACCAGCCCCUCGGUCGGGACCCUGCCCUUGGUGGUCGAGACCAGCCCUUUGGUCAGGACCAGCCUCUUGGUCAGGACCAGCCUCUUGGUCAGGACCAGCCCUCUGGUCAGGACCCUGCCCUUGGUGGUAGGGACCAGCCCUUUGGUGGUCAGAACCAGCCCUUUGGUCUGGACCAGCCCCUCGGUCGAAACCCUGCCCUUGGUCAGGACCCUGCCCUUGGUCGGGAGUCUGCCUCAGGGUGUUUGUCUGUCAAUAAUUCGAGGGAAGUCUUACCUCAUCACAGCAAAAACCCGAGGGUUGAGGGUAAAAGCCUUGAUUUGUACCAAGAUUGUCUUGAUAAAAGUGGCAGUUUGUCGGGCAGGGAUGGCGGUUAUUUUGAUAACAACAAAGGGAUUGUCGCGGCCGCCGGGGUCAUUACUGAUCAUAAAGUAAGCUCUGAUAAAAUUGAUCUUACCAAUGAUGAAUUGAAAAUAAUUGCUGCUGCUACCUGCCAAAAAUAUAGCGUUGCCACCUGUCAAAAAGAUGGCGUUGCCACCUGCCAAAAAGAUGGCGUUGCCAACUGCCAAAAAGAUGGCGUUGCCACUUGCCAAAAAUAUAGCGUUGCCAACUGCCAAAAAGAUGGCGUUGCCACUUGCCAAAAAGAUGGCGUUGCCAUUUGCCAGAAAGAUGGCGUUGCCACUUGCCAAAAAGAUAGCGUUGCCACCUGCGGAAAAGAUGCUGAAAAUGAUGCCGAGAAUAAUGAAUGCAGUGAUGCGAAUGAUGAAUGUGAUGAUGAGUAUGAUGAUGAAUCGAGUGAUGAAUCAGAUGAUGAAGAUGAGCGCAUAAUGAGUAUGCUGCGUGGUAUGCUGCAUGAGCGCAGCCGUGCUACAAAACACGUAUUGCAGAACCAACCCAUGAAUGAUGCUGAUGAAUUUUUGGCAGCUGCUGAAAAUCGAGUUGGAGUUGAAGUGGAGAACUGCGUUGAAACAUCAAAUUUGGAGUCUCAGGGCAUCAAGAGUUCAACGGUUGAAUCGUUGAUUGAUGACAAGCGGAAAAUGAUUUUAACAGCAGUGUACACUAGUGCAACUGCUACAGCUACUGCACCAAAUACUGCUGUUACAACUGCUACAACAUGCGUAGCUGUUACAGUUGCUAAAACAUCUGCAUCUGCUGCGGUUGCUAAAACAUCGGCAUCUGCUAAGACCUGUACACCUGUUACAGCUGCUAAUACUAUUCCAUGUUUUGCAGCUGCUAAAUCAAGCACAGCUAUAACAACAGCUGUAAGUGAUGUCGGCACGACUGCUAACGCCCGAAGUUACACUAUAACUUCUACAAUAAAAACUGCAACAACUGCAGUGACAUCUGCUGCUACUAAUGCCAAAACUACAACUGUUACAGCUGUCACGACUGCUUCUUCAGCUGUAACUGCGUCAGCUGUAACUGCGUCAGCUGUAACUGCGUCACUUGUAGCCACUGCAAAUGUAACUAAACCUGCCAAGCUUACGACCACUGCCACUAGUGGUACAGUUUCUUGUUCUGUCAGUAAGAAUUGCAAGAACAAAACUUACAGUAGCGGCAGCAACAAUAAUAAUGACAGUGGCAAUAGUGGCAGCAGCAACAGCAAUAGCAGUGGCGUUAAUGGUAAUAGCAGUGGCAUUAGUGGCAAUAGCGUUAACGUCAAUGGUAUUUGCGGUGACAAUAGUGGCAGAAGUGGCAGAAACAGCGGAAUUCAUGGCAAUGGUGGCAGAGGUGGCAACCACAACAGCUGUGAUGUGCCGCGCAGCAACCAUCACCAUUUGCACCACAAUUCUCGUCACCAUUACCCGGCCUACGACCACAAUAUGGCUGCUCUGCAUUACCAUUUAAAUGGCAAUAGUCGCCAUUUCAAUGGCAACUACCCGCAUUUUGGCGGCAAUGGUACACAUUUCAAUGGCAAUGCCGGCCAUUUUAACCAUUUCGGCAGCCGCAAUGGCCGUUUUGGCGCCAAUAAUGCUGCAAAUGGCGGCCAAUAUGGCGGCAAUUCUGGCCAUUUCAGUAGCGGCAAAUUGCCACGCAGCGGCGCCAGGAAGCCGUUCAGCGGCGGCCGCCUAAUGCGCGCCGAUAAAUUCAACGCCCGCUGUGAUGGUCGGCCGCCCUACCUCUACUGA
Molecule: messenger RNA, 5367 nt
Organism: Hyalella azteca
Lineage: Eukaryota; Metazoa; Arthropoda; Malacostraca; Amphipoda; Hyalellidae
Exons: 5
Coding region: 1-5367 (1788 amino acids)
Biological process (GO): male meiosis I; mRNA stabilization; female meiosis I
Cellular component (GO): nucleus; cytoplasm
Source: RefSeq, a predicted model, not a curated record